Molecule: messenger RNA, 672 nt
Organism: Xenopus tropicalis (tropical clawed frog)
Lineage: Eukaryota; Metazoa; Chordata; Amphibia; Anura; Pipidae
Gene: or11an20
Product: olfactory receptor family 11 subfamily AN member 20
Exons: 2
Coding region: 1-672 (223 amino acids)
Biological process (GO): G protein-coupled receptor signaling pathway; detection of chemical stimulus involved in sensory perception of smell; signal transduction
Cellular component (GO): plasma membrane; membrane
Molecular function (GO): G protein-coupled receptor activity; olfactory receptor activity
Source: RefSeq, a predicted model, not a curated record
AUGUAUGAGAAGAACCAGACGUGGGUCAGUGAGAUUGUUCUCUUGGGAUUUCAGAACCUCAAAAACUUCAAGGUUCCCCUGUUCUCUCUGUUCCUUCUGAUUUACAUUAUGACAGUUUGUGAGAACGUCCUCAUCAUAGUGUUGGUGUCCUCCAGCCGGAACCUCCAGUCCCCUAUGAACUCCUUUCUCCAGCAGCUGGCCCUGACUGAUCUCCUGGGGUCCUCGAAUAUUGUCCCCACCCUCCUACAGACAAUCAUUUAUGAUGGAGUCACGGUGUCUCUUCAUAGCUGUAUUAUUGUAUUUAAUCUUUUUGCUUGCUCAGAAUCGAUGCAGUGUUUCCUCCUAGCGGUGAUGGCCUACGACAGAUACGUGGCCAUCUGCAACCCGCUGAGAUACACUUCCAUAAUGAACCAUCGAGUUUGCGUCAGAUUAAUUCUCAUGUCGUGGGCGUUGAGCAUCGUUAUUACAAUAAAUACUUGGAGCAUGAUACAGACACUACGGUUCUGCAAUGAGACGACCAUUGACCAUUUCUUCUGUGAUCUUACGCCUCUUCUAGAACUUUCCUGCUCAAACACUUUCUUUGUUAAAUUAGAAAUAACGUUACACAAAGUGAUCAUUGGCAUAACUCUCCCCGGUUAUGGUUGUCUCGUGUGGCAUGGACUCCGGAAGUGA